CUCCCGCUGGCCCCGCAACUCCCCAACGCCGAGUUUUCGCGGGAAAAAAAUCAGAGCAGCUGGUAGCUAGGCGGACGGUGUUGAUCGAGAGCGCGCUCCGGAUCGCACGCAGGUCCGCGCGGGAGACCGGGCCACGCACGCGGCGCCACCGCAGUCCCUAGCUGGGGAAGCUAGUGCGUUGGAUCGCGGCGGCCGGAGAGCACCGACACCAUGUGGGUCCAGGUGCGGACCAUGGAUGGCAAGGAGACUCACACCGUGGACUCGCUCUCCAGGCUGACCAAGGUGGAGGAAUUGAGGAGGAAGAUUCAGGAGCUGUUUCACGUGGAGCCGGGUUUGCAGAGGCUCUUUUACAGGGGCAAGCAGAUGGAGGACGGCCACACGCUCUUUGAUUAUGAUGUGCGCCUCAAUGACACUAUCCAGCUGCUGGUGCGCCAGAGCUUGGUGCUGCCAUCCAGCCAGAAGGAGAGGGACUCGGAGCUCUCAGACACCGACUCAGGCUGCUGCCUGGGCCAGAGCGAGUCGGAUAAGUCAUCCACACAUGGCGAGGGGGCUGCCGAUGCAGACAGCAAGGCUGGCCUGGCCGACGAGGACUUGUCUGAGACUGAGCAGGGGCUCUACAAGGUGAACGAGUACGUGGAUGCGCGGGACACGAACAUGGGUGCGUGGUUCGAGGCACAGGUGGUCGGGGUGCUGCGGAAGCCACGGUUGGCCGAGGACGAGCCCUGCAGCUCCACCGCCAGCCCGACGCCCGAGGAGGAUGUCAUCUACCGUGUGAGAUACGAUGACUACCCCGAGAACGGCGUGGUCACCAUGCAGUCCCACGACGUGCGUGCGCGGGCCCGCACCAUCCUCAAGUGGCACGAGCUGGAGGUGGGCCAGAUGGUCAUGCUCAACUACAACUCCGACCACCCCAGGGAGCGUGGCUUCUGGUACGACGCGGAGAUCUGCAGGAAGCGAGAGACGCGAACGGGGCGGGAGCUGUAUGCCAACAUCAGGCUUGGGGACCAUUCGCUGCACAACUGUCGCAUUGUCUUCGUGGACGAAGUCUUCAAGAUCGAGCGCCCAGGCGAGGGGCCCCCGGCGGUCGAGAGCCCCAUGAGACGCAAGAGUGGCCCGAGCUGCAAGUACUGCAGGGACGACCCCAACAAGCUGUGCCGCGUGUGCGCCUGCCACCGGUGCGGGGGCCGGGAGGCGCCCGACAAGCAGCUCAUGUGCGAUGAGUGCGACAUGGCGUUCCACCUGUACUGCCUGGACCCGCCGCUCAGCAGUGUGCCACCGCCCGAGGAGGACUGGUACUGCCCCGAUUGCCGGAACGAACCCAGCGAGGUGGUGCUGGCCGGGGAGAGGCUACGAGAGAGCAAGAAGAAGGCGAAGAUGGCGUCGGCCACGUCGUCCUCUCAGCGGGACUGGGGCAAGGGCAUGGCGUGCGUGGGGCGCACAAAGGAGUGCACCAUCGUCCCAUCCAACCACUAUGGACCCAUCCCAGGCAUCCCUGUGGGCACCAUGUGGCGAUUCCGCGUGCAGGUCAGUGAGUCUGGCGUCCAUCGGCCUCACGUUGCAGGCAUCCACGGGCGCAGCAAUGAUGGCGCCUACUCCUUGGUCCUGGCCGGGGGCUAUGAGGACGAUGAGGACAAUGGGAAUUCUUUCACCUACACAGGUAGCGGUGGUCGCGAUCUUUCUGGCAACAAGCGGACUGCCGGGCAGUCGUCUGACCAGAAACUCACCAACACCAACAGGGCCCUGGCUCUCAACUGCUACGCCCCGAUCAACGACAAGAAGGGCGCAGUGUCCAAGGACUGGCGCGCGGGGAAGCCGGUGCGGGUCGUGCGGAACAUGAAGGGUGGCAAGCACAGCAAGUACGCACCUGCCGAGGGCAACCGCUACGACGGCAUCUACAAGGUGGUGAAGUACUGGCCCGAGAAGGGCAAGUCCGGCUUUCUCGUGUGGCGCUACCUCCUUCGCAGGGACGAUGACGAACCUGGACCCUGGACGAAGGAGGGGAAGGACCGCAUCAAGAAGCUGGGGCUGACUAUGCAGUACCCAGAGGGCUACUUGGAAGCCCUGGCCAACCGGGACAAGGAGAACAAGAGGGCGGCUGAGGAGCAGGAAGACCUGUCGCCCUCCAAGAAGGGCACGUGGAAGCGGAAGUCAGCAGGCCAGACUGGGUCCGAGUCGCAGACCACCAAGAAGACCAAGCUGGAGCCCUACAGCCUCACGGCCGAGCAGAGCAACCUCAUCAAGGCGGAUGAGAGCAAUGCGAAGCUGUGGACUGAGGUCCUCACGGCACUCAGGGAAGGCUCGUUCCAGGUGUUCCUGAGCAAGGUGGAGGAGACGUUCCAGUGCAUCUGCUGCCAGGAGCUGGUGUUCCAGCCCGUCACCACCGUGUGCCAGCACAGCGUGUGCAAGGACUGCCUGGACAGGUCAUUCCGCGCCCAGGUCUUCAGCUGCCCGGCCUGCCGCUAUGACCUGGGCCGCAGCUACGCCAUGCAGGUGAACACGGCCCUGCAGACCAUCCUCAGCCAUUUCUUUCCCGGCUACGGCAGCGGCCGGUGAUCUCCGAGCACUUCGGUGGCGCUGGACCCGUCCCGGUGCCUGGCCUUGGCCUUGUCCUUAGCGGGCUUAACUUAAGCAUGUAGUUUCCCUCCGCUCCCUCAAAGCCUUGUCUUCCUGUUUUUGUUUUUGUUAUUUCUUAAUGUAUACGUUUUCCGGAAUUUCCAAGUUCUAGCUGAAAGUUGGACUUGCGAGUGUUUGGUUCAGUUGUGUCAGAACUAUAAAGCUGCAGUUUAUCUGCAUGAGGUGGGUUGGGUCCCGCGGCCCGAGGCUGUGCCGGCCGCUCCUGUGGAGUCCUCAGAAGCCACCGACUGCCGGCCAUCUGUGAGGUUGGGGGCCCGGGGUCUGCCCAGAGGUGGCUAAGC
This is a messenger RNA of Fukomys damarensis (Damara mole-rat), 2915 nucleotides long. RefSeq names its product ubiquitin like with PHD and ring finger domains 1 (gene Uhrf1). The record is from RefSeq and is a predicted model, not a curated record. Gene Ontology annotation, biological process: negative regulation of gene expression via chromosomal CpG island methylation. Gene Ontology annotation, molecular function: protein binding; ubiquitin protein ligase activity. NCBI's taxonomy places the organism in Eukaryota, Metazoa, Chordata, Mammalia, Rodentia, Bathyergidae. The coding region runs from base 211 to 2553 and encodes 780 amino acids. The transcript has 17 exons.